CGGACAAUGCCCCCUAGGCGUGUGUGCUCACACUCUUUGACGUUCUCAGGACAGUGACGUUGCCUGACAACACAUUUCUCAGAGCCCAUCAACGCACGACCUCUGAUCUUGGGUGUCCUCUGCUCUGUGGUCAGCAAUUCCUCAUGCAGGUAAUAGGGCGGUGGGCUGCCUGCCUUUGCUAGAACUCUCUUCCUGUCCAUCCCCAGCCCCAAGCUGGACAUUAGAAGGAGGAGGGCCUGAAGUGCCUGCCUCCUCUCUCCCCACCACAACACGGGGGACCAGCGCUGGGCACCAUCUUCAGCCCUCGCCUUCAAGCUUUUGUCCGCUGACUCUGCAUAGAGGAAAGACUGUGGCCUGUUGAUUUAGCGCCGUAAGCAGAUGGCGCCACUCGAGGGCAUUCAUUCUGCCCUUGCCACCACCACAGGCUCUCGCCAGCCUGAGCACAACCUCUUUCCCCAAGCAUUCCUUCCCGUCUCAUCCUUUUCUCUCUGGGACCCGCUCUUCCCCAGACACCCCGGGCCCAACAUUCCCUAGGGACCCAGGCUGAGGACCCAGUGUCUUGGUUAUGACCAUACUAGGAAGCAUUAGACCCUUCUGUGGCUGCAAAGCCUUGACUCAGUUUCCUUCCUUUCGGUACACCCUGUCAGGCCCUUGUGAGUUAGGAAAGACAAGUGCAAACUGAUUCUGAGGUUUGGUUGCUCAUCCCCACCCUCCACCCCUCACUCCCAGCCUAUCCAUGGACGAUAGCUUCUUCCUGUCUGUCCGGUCUCUGCAGACAGGCUGAGGGCUUGGGAAGGGAGGUGCUGGCGUGGUUGGAGGUAGGGAACAGGGGUUUGGAAAAGCCAGAUGCAGCACAACCGUUCUGUCCAGAGCUGCAGGUCCACAGAUUCCAGGCCAAGCCAGCCAAUGCGGAAAAGCCCUCUAAUCUCAGAGAACAAAAGAAUUCUGUUGUCCAGCUUCCCUGCCGGACCCCACUCCUAAGGCCCUCCCCCAUCGCCCCCUGGCUGAUUCAUAGAAAUUUGGAGGCCCCCAUGAGCCCAGUCUCGUAUUCCAUGAAGUGAAUUCAGCGUGACUGGCCUUGCAAGCAGAGUUGAGGAAUGUCCUCUGUGUCAGUUAGGUCUAUGAGCGCCAACUUUGUCACAAAGAGAAAGACAGGCUCUCCCAGCCCCUCUUUCUCGGGCUUCUCGGCCCUGACUAUGCGCGCUCGCACCUUGGCUGCGCCACCUCCCAGCAGCUCUGAUCCGGGUCCAGUCCUCCAAAGCUGGGGAAGGGCAGGGGUGGGGCCAGCGCCUCCCAGGGAUUAGGAGUCCUCCAUAAAGGGGACUGGCCACCCACAGCAGCCAGCCGGUGCUAGGACCUGGCCCUGUGCCCGUCCCCCUGCCAUGUGGGAACUGCGCCAGGCCCCUUUCUGCAGGGCUGUUUUUGCUGAGUUCUUUGCCACCCUCUUGUUCCUAUUUGGGCCCGGAGCCUCACUGCGCUGGGGCCCGGGCCCCCUGCCAGUCCUCCAGGUAGCUCUGGCCUUUGGUCUGGCCUUGGCCAUGCUGGUGUAAGCAGUGGGCCACAUCAGCGGGGUCCACAUCAAUCCUGCGGUCACCCUGGCCUUCCUGGUGGGUGCCCAGAUGUCCCUGUUCCGUGCCCUCUGCUACGUGGCAGCCCAGAUGCUGGGCGCCGUGGCUGGGGCUGCUGUGCCGUGUGGUGUCACCCCCGCCGUCCGAGGAAACCUAGCCCUGAAUACGCUGCACCCUGGGGUGAGCAGCCAGGCCACCGCAGUGGAGAUCUUCCUGACGCUCCAGCUCGCGCUGUGCAUCUUUGCCACGUAUGAUGAGAGGCGGAAUGGCCGCCUGGGCUCUGUGGCCCUGGCCAUUGGCCUCUCCCUCACCCUGGGCCACCUCUUUGGGAUGUACUAUACUGGUGCAGGCAUGAACCCUGCUCGCUCCUUUGCUCCUGCUGUUGUUACCUGAAACUUCACCAACCACUGGGUGUUCUGGGUGGGCCCAGCCAUUGGAGGAAGCCUGCGUGGUCUCCUUUACGACUUCGUGCUCUUUCCCCGGCUCAAGGGCGUUUCAGAAAGACUUCUUAAGGGUGUCAGCCCCUUGGAAGCCAGGGAGGCCAGCGGACAGCCCGAGGACACAGAGGACGCUGCUGAGCUGAAGACCCUGUGAAAGCUCCAGAGGGAGGAGAGAGGGUGUAGGAAGUCUCUGGGUUUACGUAGAGAGGCUGAGCCAGUGCUGGUGAAGAAAGAUGCUGUGGGAGGGAGGGACACGGACACGUGCUGCUUUUUAAAUUUUGUAUGGAUUUUUUUUUCCUUUUGUGGUGUGAAAUCCUUCAAGUUGCAUUUAUGAGCUGUUUGGUGCAAACACCCCUUCCUUUCCAUUCUUCCUUUCCCACCAGUGUGUUUGUGAGUGUUCGUCGUGCGUAUGAAAGUGAGCGACUGUGGUUGUGCUUGAAUUUCCAGGCACAGGGAGAAGUGGGGAAGGGGAAGAGGUGUCACACUGCUUCCUCUCAGGCCUGCAAGGUGAGCUGGGAGUAAGUCUGCACAUUUCUGGCCUCUACCCUGCUGCCAGUCAGAGAGUCUGGCUCUAGUUUUCUGAGGGAGCCAGGAGGCAGGAGUUACUCUUCACAGGGGCCAGUGCAGGAGCCGAGGCAUUUCAAGGGCUGCUGGAGGGGGCAGGAGUGGGAGAGAAGUUAUGGGGGGGUUAGCCUCUGAGUAGCAUGAAAUUUUACCAAAAAAUUUGGGGAAGCUAAUGGUAGCUUGCUGACUUCAGGAUCUUGCUCAGGCUCCAGUGGGCAGUGGUUCUGAGAAUAUGGAAAGCUCUGGGUUAAGCUGUUUUGUAAAACCACACAAACCUGGGGCCUCCCUGGUGGCGCAAGUGUUAAAGCACAGCGCAGCACU
This is a messenger RNA of Condylura cristata (star-nosed mole), 2893 nucleotides long. RefSeq names its product major intrinsic protein of lens fiber (gene MIP). Gene Ontology annotation, cellular component: plasma membrane; apical plasma membrane. NCBI's taxonomy places the organism in Eukaryota, Metazoa, Chordata, Mammalia, Eulipotyphla, Talpidae. Gene Ontology annotation, molecular function: water channel activity. Gene Ontology annotation, biological process: transmembrane transport. The record is from RefSeq and is a predicted model, not a curated record.